CAAAACAGGAAUAGAGUGCUAACCGUCCAUAUUAACUUUGCUCUUGCGGAAGGACUAGUAGGUUUCAGACGUAGCAACAAGACAGAUGACUGAAAAUUUAUCAUCCGGUAUCUGUAUCACCUAGUACAAUAAAUUUGUUCUUGAUAAUUUGCGCUUGACAGACUUAGGACACGGACUUACAUCAACCUCGUAAUAAAUUCGAUAUUGAUGCACUCGACCACUGAUACUACCUGGUGCUGGUGGUCUUAGAUUAUUUGUCCUUGAUGCAGCCCGUCCGAAACCGACUCGUUCCGUCCUGAAUGUUGCCCUCCGGAGACUCCGGCGCACCGCCAGUGAAGCCAUGGCUACGAAGAGGGAGGGGCGCUCCAGGCAGUGGCUCUUCGAUGACAGACGGGGUAAAAAUACUAGAUCCUCGGAACGCUUAUAACGAUGAGAUUGGUCGUGGCGGCUCCUCGUCCUCAUCCACGCGCUUGGUUGGUGGUACUACCGGGGUCGGUGGUACUGGCGUCGUGGUGGACGACAUAUACGAUAUCGAUCCGAUAGCAGGUGGGAACAACGAUCCUCUGCUUCCAGCAUCUUCAUCUAGGACUAUUAACGCUAAUGCCGGACGGAGACUCGCAGGAGCAGGAAGAACACCAAGUGGACCUCUGACCUGUAUGAGGCCACUCAUUGAGAGCAAAGAGAAGAUGGGGAUGUCGUUCCUUAGUUGAGAACAAAGAGAAGGAGGGACGACAUUUUUCCCCUAUCGACGUUCUGAAUAAGUGGAAGCAUUCAUGACAACUACAAGUGCAGCGUUAGCGGGCGCCGCAGGCAGUCUUCUAGACGAGCCCGAAAAUUUGCAGCUUGCAGUACCUUCCAUGGAUGCCGAGGAUGACGCAGGGGGUGGCGUUCUAGCAACUGAAGAUGCAGCGUCUAGAAUCGGUGGAGCAGGUGGCUACCAAGAUGGAAACAUGUACAAUCCCGGAGGGUCCUUUGGUGGCGGGAUGUAUGGAGGGUACGGACCCGGUCGUGGUGGCGACGUCGAUCUUUUCGGUCCCACAGCGGAGAGUUUGUUUCAGUUUGAACAGGGAUUAGUUAAGGCUCAUCAUGCUUCAGCUUCACAGGAGAACAAAGUAAGAGAAAACGUGUCAGUCUCAGUUUCCUUCUUGGAUUCUGAGAUUAUGAUUGAAGUGACCUAACCUUACCUUUUUUCCUAGUUAGCUUGGCUCCACCCGUAUUAUUUGAAGUGAACGAAAUAAGUUGAACUACUGCGAGCUCUAACCUAGCUUUGAACGACGUGGUCUGGGAUGUGAUAGCAGAUGCUUUCGAUUGGUGUCGCAUGUCUCUAUGCCAGAAAGCGAUCCCAACAGCUGUAGCAGUUGUCUCUAGACUACGACAGUGGGUUAUACCCUGCGACACUGAUCCAGAGUGGCUCUUCCACGAGGGGCGAUGGAUAAUCACGAAUCUUAUGGAUCAAACAAGAACUGGUGUAACUGUUAGUACUGAAGCGGUACUAGUGAUUAAGUGGUUGUAGUGUUACUGACUCUUACCAGGUAAGGGCAAACAGCGGAUGGUGUACUUCAUGCUCCUUAAGUCCUCUCUGCUCUUCUAAUCUGUAGGGGCACAUCGAAGCUCGUAGGAUACUUAGAGCAGAACGCGACGAAGAUCGGAGAUAUAGGGAAAUCCGGAGACUCGCAGAACUGACGCGGCUUGCCGAAAGAGACGCAGAGUUAUUGCUUUUCCCACGCGCUUCAUCAUCCACAGGAGCCACAUCCUGCUUUGUUACAAGACCUAAUACCACUUCUAGUCGAGCAAGAGUGAUCCAUUUGUUGAAAAAAAAGGAUCAGAAACACUGGGCUCAAUUUAAGCGAGAACUGCUGCUGGAAUGGUUUUUCGACUUCCUCGCGCGUUACCGGUUCAAUAGGCUCCUUCGACUGCUAGGUGUGCUUUUUCUGUGGAAAAUGUACUUGAUUCGACGGCGGCGGAAACUCUUGGCCCAGCAAACUGGAGACCCUGUCGCGCAAAAAAUGUGGGAUACCUUAGCUACAGCUGCGAAGCUGAGGCAAGCGACUGCGACGCCGACGCCAGCUAAGACGUAAAGGCGUGUACUGGGUAGCUAGUUGUGGUACCUUUGCAAAUUUUUUUACUCGUCCAUGUCCAUUCAUCUUGCUUGUGUCUGCACACCUGGAGGCACUUCUCCGUGUUAGUAGAGCAUGAUGUUUCAUCCGC
Amoebophrya sp. A25 is the source of this 2208-nucleotide messenger RNA. The record is from the annotation of a GenBank genome assembly. NCBI's taxonomy places the organism in Eukaryota, Dinophyceae, Syndiniales, Amoebophryaceae.